Messenger RNA from Dendroctonus ponderosae (mountain pine beetle), 2444 nucleotides. RefSeq names its product angiotensin-converting enzyme. Gene Ontology annotation, molecular function: metallopeptidase activity; peptidyl-dipeptidase activity. Gene Ontology annotation, cellular component: plasma membrane. The transcript is spliced from 10 exons. Gene Ontology annotation, biological process: proteolysis. Lineage: Eukaryota; Metazoa; Arthropoda; Insecta; Coleoptera; Curculionidae. The record is from RefSeq and is a predicted model, not a curated record. The coding region runs from base 435 to 2414 and encodes 659 amino acids.
ACUGGCGACUUUUCGAGCCUUGGGGCAGUCGUGGACAAUAAUUUCUUCCCGAUCAAGCCACCUCUGAAGAUGCAAGCCAGUCCUGCUAGCGAAACGUCCGGGGGAAAUUAUUUUCCACGGCAACCUAAAGUCCAAAAAGCCGUUCAGUUUCUCUACCUUUUCGAGUGGAGAAAAUACAAUCGUUACAAGUAAGUAUUCCACUAACUGUACUUAAAUUUGGAAUACUUUCUUGAAGAGAGAAGCGAUUUGUUACCGUACGACACAUUGUCAUGCUCCAAGGGAUGCGUUUGACUGGAAAUAAUUUGUCACGCUCACAAUAUGAGAACAAGCCCAAACGGUUCGCAACUCGUCUAAUUUUCGAGUGCAGUUAUUCCAAUUUUUAAGAUGAACAUUUAUGCUGCCGCUAAUUUAUCCGUUGCAAAAGAGCUGCAAAAAUGUCCCGAAAUCUACUAAACUUCCUUAUUGUGUGCUUCAACUUGUGGAUUCCUGCGAGGAGUGAUGAUGACGGCCCGCCCUUACAAGUUCGACAGGGCUCGAAUGUCAAAUUGGGAGAAGCCCUGCAAUUCCUUCGGGAAUACGACACGGAGGCCUCCAACAUGUGCUUUAGGGUGAGCUCAGCCCAAUGGGCGUACUCCACCAACAUGACCGACUACAACAAGAGGAGGAUGAUCGAAGAGCAAACCCUAAAGGCAAAGUUUGAUAAGGUGACUUGGAGAAAGGCGAUGGAAUUUGAUUGGGCGCGAAUUCCCGACCCAAUGGCCCGAAGACAGUUGGGGAUGCUGGUCAAAAAAAACCGAGCAUCACUGCCCGAAGACAAAUACAACGAAAUCUACCACCUGGUGGCGGAAAUGAAGGAUUUAUACACAAAUGUGAAAAUCUGCCCGUUCAUUCCAAACGAGCAGAAAACGGAUCAAGUGUAUUGCGACUUGGAACUGAUGGACGCCCAGAAGCUGAUGACAAAAUCGGCCAACCAUCUGGAACUGUUGCAUGUAUGGGAAGAAUGGCACGAUAAAACUGGUCCUCCGAUGCGCAAUAAAUUCAUGCGAUACGUGGAUCUGGCUAAUCAAGCGGCGCAACUAAACGGCUUUGGGAACGCGGGUGAAGAAAUGGGGUCCAUCUAUGAAGCAGACGAUUUUCAGGACGAACUAGCGGAGACCUUCCAGAAAAUCCUGCCGCUCUACAAGCAGCUGUUUGCGUAUGUGCGAUCGAAGCUGCACAAACAUUAUGGGCCGGACGUUGUUAGGCCCAAUGGGCCCCUACCAGCGCAUAUUUUGGGCAACUUAUGGGCGCAGGAAUGGAGCAAGAUCUACCACAUUGUUGCCCCGUAUCCAGAGUUUGGCAACAUUGAUGUGACCGAUGAACUAUUGCAGCAAGGAUUCACUCCUUUAAGGAUAUUUCAGAUGACCGAGGAGUUCUACACAUCAAUGGGGCUCAAGCCGAUGCCGCCCGAGUUUUGGAGGUUUUCAAUGAUCGAAAAACCCAACUCCCGAAAGGUGCAAUGCACGGCCAGCGCAUGGGAUUUUUGCAACAAAGUCGACUACCGGAUCAAACAGUGCACUGAGGUGAACAUGGACAACCUGGUCACCACCUAUCAUGAGAUGGCUCAUAUUGAGUACUACUUGCACUAUGCAGGCCAGCCCUACUUGUACAGAGAUGGCGCAAAUCCAGGAUUUCACGAGGGCGUAGCCAAUGCUGUGUUGCUAUCGGUAUUCAACCCGAAGCAUUUCUACCGCAUGGGCCUGAGCAGUAACAACACGGAAGUUUACGAGCGCAACAUGAACUUCCUAAUGCUGAUGGCGUUGAAGAAAGUUGCGUAUGCCUCAUUUGCUUAUCUGGUGGAUCAGUGGCGAUACACGAUUUUCGAGCAUGGCGUAUCCAAGAUGAACUCAGAUUGGUGGAACUUUCGACUCCGAUACCAAGGCAUCGUGCCUCCGAUUCCGCGCUCAGAAAGCCACUUUGAUGCCGCUGCUAAACGGCACAUUCCUGCAGACGUCCCUUACAUCAAGUACUACGUUGCCUUACUUUUGGAGUUCCAAAUAUACAAAUCAAUGUGCGACGCGGCCAAUCACAAGGGAUCCCUGCACACCUGCGAUGUGUACAGAUCAAGGGAAGCCGGCCGAGUAUUAAGUGAUAUUCUUCGCGUCGGCAAGGCGCGCCAUUGGAAGGAUGUUAUAAAAAUGUUGACGAAAGAUAAGGGCGGAAAACUGUCCGCUGAGCCGCUGCUCGAAUACUUCCAGCCGCUGUACAUUUGGCUGCAAAGUGCGAAUCGAGAUGAGCCAGUCAUCGGCUGGACCGCCAACAAGGACGAUCUUGCCCUUUAUCAGCCCUUAGUGGGACUGGCCACAACCUGUAAAGCUAGCCCGCUUCUAUUCGCUUCUGUGAUAGUAUUUUUAGCCGGUAGAAACCUGCCUUAGAGUGCUCUUAUAAAUAUAGCAUAAUUAACU